Athalia rosae (coleseed sawfly) is the source of this 5072-nucleotide messenger RNA. Its product is annotated as serine/threonine-protein phosphatase 4 regulatory subunit 1-like. Bases 926 to 3328 code for a protein of 800 amino acids. The transcript is spliced from 10 exons. NCBI's taxonomy places the organism in Eukaryota, Metazoa, Arthropoda, Insecta, Hymenoptera, Athaliidae. Gene Ontology annotation, molecular function: protein binding; protein phosphatase regulator activity. Gene Ontology annotation, biological process: protein dephosphorylation. The record is from RefSeq and is a predicted model, not a curated record.
CGUGUGCAGAGCGAACAGUACGGCAGUAAAGCCUGACGAAGGCGUUUCGUUGUAGGCGCGCGCAAGUGAAUCGCCCGCGUGCCUUGGAUGAAGAAAAAGAAAAAAAAUUUUCCUCCGACAUCCGUUUAAAGCGACGGUACAGUUGAAGAAGAAACGGUCUUUUUGUUUUUUCGAGGAGACACGGGGAGUUGUGAAAAUCGAACGAUUGAUCGUGCGCGUCGCGUACAGUUACGUAAAUGGAUGUAAAUUUGAUCGGUUCUUUGAAAUUUAAAAAAAAUGAAAAAAAAAAAAACAGAAAAAAAAGAAGAAAAAAAACAAACCCCGUUAAGAGAAAAUCUCAUAUAAAUCGUUGUGAAAUGUAUACGGCGUGUAUAACUACGCAGAGGUAGAGAGUAUGGAAAAUUGGUACAUCGACGAAGACGGUGCGAAACUGUAGACGUAUCGACGAUUGAAAAGAUGAUCGUCGUUACAUUCGACGAAAUUUCAAGAGGAUCGGAAACUCGGUGCACGAAGACGAAACGUGAAAAUUGAAGUUCUGCGAUUUUUCGCCGAUCUUUAUUUUUUCUCUCUCUCUCUCUCACUCUGGCAUGUAAUCGUUCUUUCGUGGGAAAAAAAUUGGAGAAGAAAAAAAUAAUAAUUACGAAGUGAUGUAAAAAUUCAAAGUAACGACCAGUACGAGUGAUUUUUAAAAACUGAAAGAAAAAAGAAAAAAGAAAAAAAAAAAAAGGAAAACUCGAAAAGAAAAGACGACAAAAAUUUCGAUAUGGUAAUUCGCCGAUGUGUCGGUGGUUACAUACGUAUGUGUACAUAUAUACACACCUAUAUUGUACAUAUGUAACACGCGGCGAGACGUCGGUCAACAAAAUGGAUGAUAGAGAGCGGAGCGAUCGGUACCAUCGGAUUAUUCGCAUCGUGAUCAUGGCAAAUGGUCGGAAGGGUUCUGGUGGAUAUCUUUCGAAAUGCGGUCGAUUUUGGAAUACAAUUACCCGUCGAAGAGAUGAUGAUUCUCAUCGGACAGAUCUCCGUAGAUCCCGAGCCAUCGGUGAGAUCGGAACUCGUGGAACAGGUGCCUCACGUUGCCAUGAUAUGCCAGGAGGCAACCAACCGGUUCGGUCACGUACUUCCUCAACAUCUACUCGGAAUCGUUAUCGAUUUUCUAAGAGACGACGACAACCAGGUUAGAAAAACCGCCCAAGCAGCGCUCCUGGUUUUAAUGGAGAGAGGAUUGCUCGAGAAGGAACCGAUCGAGGAAUUGAUAUGUCCGUCCGUAUUAGAACUUUCAUACGUCAGCGAUCCAUCGCCCGAAAUACACAUGGGAGCUGUCACCCUCAUGUGCAAGAUGGCCCCGCUGAUCGGUAGAGAACUUACGGAGAGGCUGUUCCUGGGCAGAUUCGUAGAUCUUUGCGUGGACGAAACGUUUUACGUGAGGAAAGUCUGCGCGGCUAAUUUCGCCGAUUUUUGCGCCGCCGCGAGCAGAACGUCCGUUGAAAAUAUACUGCUACCGAGGUUCAUAGAUUUGUGCACGGACGAGGUUUGGGACGUACGAAAAGCUUGCGCCGAGGUCAUGAUGUCCGUCUCCUGUUGCGUGUCCCUCCGUCAUCGACAACUCUCCCUGGCGCCGGUUUUCGCCGCCAUGUUAUCCGAUAUAUCGAGAUGGGUCAGAAUAUCCGCUUAUCAAGCGCUCGGGCCGUUCAUAGCAACGUUCGCUCAGCAGUUCACCGAAUUGUCUUACAAUCAGUACGGAGAAGUCGUCUUCACGGAUCAACGGGGCACAGAAUUGAAGUACAAAUUAUCCUUUUCGAAUCCCCGUCCCACGGUGCUCGCGGAGGUCCUUUACUUCGGCGACAACACGGACGACAAUUUCGAGAGCGAGGACCGCGGAAUCCGCAAAAGGUGCAGAAGGACGGGGUGGCGGAAAACGUCCGACGGGGACACCACCACGGCCGACGGCGAGGUAUCCCACGACGACACGGAGAAAUUCAAUCCCUUCCAAUAUUACUACGUGUCGCCGGAAAUGCCGUUGGAUCUGGAGAUAGUCGAGGCGGGCAGAUCGCCCCCGAAGGACGAGAACGACGAACGGAAGGAGGAGAACGCGCCGGCGGAGAGCCGGGACAACAAGGUCAAAGAAUCUAAAGAAAAUUCGCAGCGCGAGGGGGCCUCGAACAACGACUCUCAACGGAAAGGGCAAUUCGAUAUCGGCGCCAACUCCCUGGCGAAUUUCGAGUACAAACGACGCCUGGCCAACUACGACCCCGGGUUAAACGACACCAUGGAAGUUAGCUCGGACGACUCGUGCGACGCGGCGGAGGACGCACCGAGGCCGGAAAUCAACCCGGCCGACAAAUACGAUUCGGACGGAAGCUACCAGUCCAUCGUGCCUCAAACUCUCAUAGACAAUUUCGUGAUGUUGCCGUCGUCCUCGUUGGCCACCGACAUGGACGCGAAGAUACCCCACCACUGCGCGUUCAGUUUCCCCGCGGUAGCUUUGACCCUGGGAAGGGGAAAUUGGCACCUGCUGGUCGACGCUUACAGAACGCUGACUUGCGCGCUCCAGUGGAAAGUCAGACGCACCCUGGCCUCCAGUAUUCACGAGUUGGCCAUUAUACUGGGCGAGGAUCUGGCGGCCAGAGAUCUCGUCCCGAUCUACGACGGCUUCAUCAAGGACCUGGACGAGGUGAGGAUCGGGGCCCUCAAGCACCUCGCCACCUUCCUCAAGGUCCUGAGACCGCAGGACCGCCGCCAGUAUCUGCACAGGUUCGACGAUUUCUUGGUCACCGACCCCGAGUGGAAUUGGCGAUUCCGCGAGGAACUCGCCAAUCAAUUGUUGGAAGCCGUGGACCUGUUCAAUCCCGUCGACGUUUCCGAGUGGAUAACGACCGUCGCCCUUCAUCUUCUCGUUGACAAGGUCGCCGCGGUCAGAACGGUCGCCCUCGCCUUGGUCACUCAAAUAAUAUCGUAUCUGUCGGUCGACGAGGCUUUGGUCACGGCGUUGGUCCGAGAACUUGGUAACAUGUUUCCUCGCUCGGCAAAAUGGACGCAUAGGCAAACCUACGGUAUACUGUGCUCCCAGCUGAUAACGAACGGCGCCAUAACCGCCGACAGAUUUUCGAGGGAGAUGUUGCCGCAUUUGAUAGAUCUGUCUUUGGAUACGGUGCCGAACGUCAGACUGUCAGUUGCCAGGACAUUGGCGAGAUACGUGGCUACGAGAGGACCCGAGUGGCAAGGGGGACCUGAGCAAGCGGAGGCUGUGAAAACAAAAUUGAAACAUUUACGGCAGGACGCUGACAGGGAUGUCCGCGAACACGCGGUCCUGAUAAGGACGCAUUAGCGUACGGAGGAGAAAAAGGAUAGAAAAAUGGUUCGAUCCUUUACGCCGGGGGGUGCAUCGGUUUGGAAAUAAUCUUCUACCGGCCCCCGUUACCACCCACCAUGUGUUUGUUGGACCUCUGUGAUUCCGAUUGUCGAAUGAAUGUACGCCGAAAAACAAGGAUUAGAUAAUAUCCGUCAAAUUUGCGAAUGCGAGUGGAAAGAAUAACUAGUUUUAUUUUAUUUUAUUUUUUCUUUUCCAUUCUUUACUACGAUUCUUCUUUGCCCUCGAGCCUUGUUACUAAUCGACACUAUUCCAAUAUUUUUUUUCUUUUUUUCCAUCAACCACUACCACUACCUUUACAGCCCGCUGUUAUCACUUCUAAUUAUUUCCUGCAUCGUCGAUAUUCCCAGAAAAAAAUUCCUAAGAUUGUCGCGACUAAGUAUUCGUAUGAAACAAAAAGAAAAAUAAAUAAAAAAAAUAAUAAUCGAAAAACAAUAUAAAAAAAAAAUAAUGAAAAAAAUAACGAUAAUAAAUAAAUAGGGAACUUUGAUAGAAAUAGAUAGGAUAAUGUGAAAUACGAGCUUUUCUGUAAUUUCUAUAUAUUGUAACAACGUAUAAGUUGUCUGUAAGUAUACUCGAGAAACGAAUCAAUUUCCUUUUGAUAUGAUGCGCCUGGUUUACACCGAAACUUGUUAUAUACGUCAAUUGAAAUUGGGCUCGUUAAAAUAUUCGUGAGUCCGGUGAUAAUUGAUGAUUGUUCAGCCACUCCCCCCCCACCCCCCACCCCGUCAGACUCAUUUUCGUUAAGUAGUAAGCGUUAGAAAUUUUAAAUGUUCAACAAUUUUUUCCUAUGAAAAACAAGAGAACAUUUCAUUUAAUUUUUAUCCAUUUUUCUCUCGUCUUUGAAAUUUUUAUAGAGUUGCGGCCUCAUUCCUCCCCCUCUAGCCCCCCCCCCCCUCGCCCCGCCCCAUAGUAAAACGCUGAGACAAAAAUGAAAUUUUCACGUCACCGUAAAAGCGACAGCUUAAAUCCCUCCGAAUUUCGCAAUGACGUCAAAUUCUCUGAUGGUUUGCGUUGAAAAACGUCUUCGCUACCGUAAGAAAAACGUUGGCGUUUACCGCCGAGCUCAAUUCUUAAUUACCUAAUUCACGAUUAACGAUUGAAUAACGUCUGGCGAGUGUAUGAAAAAAUCAGUUCGAGUUACCGGGGGAACUUGAUAUUCUGUGAGAUAGAUUAACACUGUAGAUUCGAAUAGUUAAGAUAUUAAUAAAACGGACGAAGCAAACAAAACGUAGGAAAAAAUGAAUAAAUAAAUAAUAAACAAAUAAGAAGAAAAUAACAUCUAUUGUGAUGCGGUAAAUUUUUCUUAUCAUACGUAAUAAGUACCAUAAAAUGUGCAUCAUCGUUGUGAUCGCCAUAGAUGAAAGGAAAAAAAAAAAAAAAAAAAACAAUAAUAAUCCUUUUGGAUAAAUCUUUUAGAGUUAAUAUCGAACGAAAAUGAAUAUACAUAUAUAGAUAUAAAUAUAUUUUUUUUUAAUUCAUUUUUGUCGUCGUGUUAUCGAUGACAAUUUUUUUACCAAAUAAUCUUAGGUACUGGCUACGCUGCUAAUGCCGUAUGCAAUUGUACAGAAGACGAUGAUGUCGAUUUCCGUCUCUUUAUAAGAUAAUGAUAAAUAUGAUAAUUUAGAUUACGGAGUAUUGGGAAGAAUGGGGAAACGACUGUAUAAAUAAUGUAAAAAUAAAGAAAAAAAAAAAAAAAAAA